Nematostella vectensis (starlet sea anemone) is the source of this 2453-nucleotide messenger RNA. RefSeq names its product oxysterol-binding protein 1. Bases 130 to 1404 code for a protein of 424 amino acids. The transcript has 15 exons. The record is from RefSeq and is a predicted model, not a curated record. Gene Ontology annotation, molecular function: sterol binding. Gene Ontology annotation, cellular component: intracellular membrane-bounded organelle; membrane; cytosol. Lineage: Eukaryota; Metazoa; Cnidaria; Anthozoa; Actiniaria; Edwardsiidae.
GUACCCAGAAUGCCACAGUACACAACACGGACUUCGACAAUGCCGAACAGACAAGACUCCCAACCAUAUAAUAUUCUGCUUGGAAAUUCCCUUCAAACAAGCCUUAUGAGAUAGUACGACCUGUCCACGAUGAUAAGCACAGACGUGAUGGCAUCUGAGCUAAAAGACAAGAUGCCAUUCUAUGGGGACCAGGAGACAGAAUUCAACAGACUUCGAGAACAUACAAUUUUUACUAAGAGAAGGCCAAGGCGGACUGCUCUUCCUGCGACAAGAGAAAGGAGCUCUAUUAGAAGUCUUAUAAGUUUUAUGAAAACUGUGGUUGGAAAGGAUAUGACCAAAGUGACCAUGCCUGUUCAUUUCAACGAACCUGUUUCUUUUCUACAGAGGUUGUCUGAAGAUCUUGAAUAUGCGGACAUACUAAACAGAGCAUGUGUGUGCAAGAAUAACCUUGUCAAGUUGGCACAUGUCGCUGCAUUUGCAUCCUCCACUUAUGCUACUGUUCUAUCAAGGUUCUGGAAGCCCUUCAACCCUCUUCUUGGCGAGACAUUUGAGUACAUUGAUAAUGACAAUGGCUUUGCUUUAAUAGCCGAACAGGUUUCCCAUCACCCACCAAUCUCUGCCCUCCAUGCAGAGUCCAGUCAUUGGGUGUUCUGGCAGGAGUACAAACUGGACACAAAGUUCAGAGGACAAUUCUUUAAAGUGAUACCUACCGGCCAUUGCCACUUGAAGUUCAAGACCAAUGGUCAUCACUUUUCCUGGAAAAAGCCAGUUACAACAAUCCACAACAUCUUAGUAGGGAGUCUUUAUGUUGACCAGGAGGGUGAUAUGGUUGUUACAAACCACACCACAAAAGAGACAUGCACAGUUCAUUUUAUGCCGGUUAGGAAAGUGCAAGACAACUUCAAGAAACUCAAAGGUGAAGUUAAGGACCCUGAGGGCAAGGUGCGGUAUGUUAUUGAGGGCUCAUGGGACAAAUCGCUGGAGUGUAUCCCGCAGGACACUGGUUUUAAUGACGACAGUAUUGAUUUAUGGACUGCUGUGGCGAGACCGGAUGACUCAUACAAGAUGUACGCAUUUACGAGAUUUACAAUUCAACUAAACGAUCCCGACUAUGGUGUAACGUGCCCGACCGACUGCAGAAAUCGACCGGACAUCAGACAGUUGGAAUUAGGCAAGAUUGACAGUUCAGCGGCUGAGAAACAUCGCUUGGAGGAGAAACAGCGCGCUUCGCGCCGCGAGAGAGACACGAAAGGCGAAGCCUGGACGCCUAGGUAUGACAAAAAAGAUAGAUGGUUUGUACCCAAAGAAGAUCCCUACACGCGUACGUUUGACUAUGUCUACCGCGGCGGCUACUGGACAAAUAUCAUGGAUGGUCACUUUGACAACUUGCCGGCUAUUUAUUAAGCCUUCAUCUUGCUUCUGAUGGUGCUUUGGAAUACCAAGGAACCGAUUAUUCUAUAGCUAUCUAUAGCUCUACGAGGUGCUUUGGAAUACCAAGGAACCGAUUAUUCUAGAGCUAUCUAUGGUUCUACGAGGUGCUUUGGAAUACCAAGGAACCGAUUAUUCUAGAGCUAUCUACACUAUGGCUCAGCGUGGUGCUUUGGAAUACCGAGGAACCGAUUAUUCUAGAGCUAUCUAUGGCUCAGCGUGGUGCUUUGGAAUACCAAGGAACCGAUUAUUCUAGAGCUAUCCAUGGCUCUACGAGGUGCUUUGGAAUACCAAGGAACCAAUUAUUCUAGAGCUAUCUACACUAUGGCUCAGCGUGGUGCUUUGGAAUACCAAGGAACCAAUUAUUCUAUAGCUAUAUAUUUAAGUAAGUUAUUUGUUAUAUAACACAAUCUCAUUUCCGGAAUUAGUGUAUUCUUUGGUGGGCUCUAUAUAACAACCACUCUAACCCAAACACGAGUCCUGUUUUUGGUGGUUGUUAUAUAGUAGUUCCCUAUUUAUUAUACGAGGGGAAAGAGCAUAGUGGAUUCUGGGAAUGCGAUUACGUAUGCUUGGUUUUAUUUUAAGAAUUUGUUGCGCAACUCCUUCAUGUCUUGAUAAGGAUCACAUGGCUUGGACCUGUCGCAUUCUCCAUUUGCAUAAUAAUAAGAGUCUUUUUAGAACUUUUCGUAUUCUGGGGAUAUCGUGAAUGUAUCAAAGUAAACAAGUAGUUAUAUUUUUGGUUUUAUGCACUUUUAAUAUUGAGGAAUAGUUUUGAAUUUCCGCUUAUAUUAAAUUGGCAAUUUUAAUAAUUUAUUGUAAAGCGAAGUAGGGUAAUAAUCUGAUGGGUGGAUAUGGAACAUGAAAGUAUUUAAAAAUACACAAAUAAUAAUUAUUUAAGAUAAAUCAAUUAGCUGUACAAUGGUAUUUAAUUUGUCACAUGUUGUUGCCUGAAAAGCGGAAAGCUGUGCUUUCCUGGAUGAUACACCGAAAUGUUGGUAUAGAACUAAUAAACACAGUGAACGGUU